AGCGGCAGUCUGAGUAAGAGCGAGGGUGGUGAGAGAGAGAGAGAGAGACUGUUGGUCUAAUCGUCUCGUCCUCUUCGUUUCUCCAGAAGGCGGGCUGCGAAAUGGGAAACCCUAAAUCAUUCAAGAUCCCUAUAAAUUCUCCGCUGGCAACCACUCUCAAAUCUUCUAUUUCUCACAAGCUUCUCGAAUUCCUUGGAAACUACACCGAUGACGUGCUCGCUGAGUAUAUUACAGUGCUCGUUUGUAAUGGAAAGCAUCGAAAUCAAGCUAGAGAUGAUUUGGAGGCAUUUCUUGGAGAACGGAGUGAGGAAUUUGUAUCAUGGUUAUGGGAUCUUCUCUUGGACUAUGCCAAUCAAUCAAAUACAAGCAUUGUCCCAUUGGAUCCCAAGGGUGUCACCUUCAGCAGUCCCCAUGACAAUGACGCUGAUAUGGAGUACAGAGCUAAAAGGUCAAGGAACUUUCAUAAUCAUGGCACCAGCAAUGAUGAUGGAUCACCUGUAAUAUCGACUGAAGGUGAGGAGUUGCGCCACCCAUCAACCUAUGCUUUUUAUACUCUUCCAGAUGAUACAGACUUUUCUGAGGGCUUUCAACGGUCUGCAGGUUUUGCUGCACCUUCAAAUGAUAUUAAUACUGAGAAGGUAUCCUUACUGAUGUCUGGAAAUGGUAUGCGAAGUGAACUUGAGCCAGUUGAGGACAUUUAUGAUGAUUUUUUGGCACAUGGAUGUUCUGGAAAGGAUAGCUUUUCAGUGAUGCCAGCUAGUGGAGAAGAAAGAAUUCUCUACAUGGAUAAAUAUCAGAAGAUUGUUGAUAGUAAAGCCAUUGACUUGCCUAAAAAACUUUUCUCACCCUCAAAACAGCCAUAUCCUAGAAGAUUACAGUCUUCUAUUGCAGAUAAUCCUCUUCCCAGGCAAACAUCUUCUGCCAAUGCAUAUGGAAGAAGUCUUUCUCCCAAAGUGGUCACUGCAGUAUCCCACCAGUAUGACAAGUCACGGGGUAGUGUUUGGGAUAGAUUGGGCAAACCGCAAAAAAAUACAUUUGAAAGGAGCAAAACUGUUGAUGCACCUGGUAUUUCUAUUAGAGAGCAAAAUGGAGUUUUUCUAGACCAGAGUGUACCAGUGCUUCCUUCGCCAACUGAAAGACAUAGUAAACAAGAAGCUCCUGGGCUUGGUAAUGGUGCUUACAAUUCUGGAAAAUGUAAGAAAUUGGAGAGUGGUGUGAGUAAUACUGGCAAACUAAAUGGUGCCAGUAAUAUCAGCCGAAAGAGGCACUUUGGUGAGAGUAGUACUGGCCCAGGUAACAGUUCAGUUUCUUUGGUGGACAAGGGGAACAUGGAUGUUCAAUAUAAAGAAACUUCAGGAGAUUCCAAAAAGACAAAACUGGCCGAAGAGGUUUCAGAGGCAACAUUUGCUCAGAAAAUGUUAGAUUUGAAAGUAAGAUUUCAUCAACUUGAAAGGGAAAUGUGUAAGCUUCGAUCAAAGCACACAGAUCUGAAAAGAGGUGGAAAGCCUGAUUUAUCAUCUAGUUCUGGUACAUUGAGACAUCCAGAGGAAGAUAUCGAGCCAAGAACUGUAUAUGUAACAAAUGUACAUUUUGCAGCAACUAAAGAAGCUUUAUCAAAUCACUUUGCCAAAUGUGGGUUGGUGGUCAAUGUUGUUAUUUUGACUGAUGAAACAAUUGCCCAACCAAAGAGGUCUGCUUUCAUUACUUUUGCCAGUGUGGAGUCUGUUAACAAAGCAUUGGCAUUGAGUGGGACCUCAUUUUUUUCAAGAACUGUAAAGGUUUUUAGAAAGGCAGACAUGGCCACUGGAAAAUCUGCACCACCCCAGGAUGCUGGAAUGCCAGUGCAAGCACGGUUUACUCACAUCAAGGGAAAGAUUGCCGUUGACAGACCUCUCUAUUCCACCCCUCAUCUACAAUGGCGACGAGAAUCAAUCCCCACUCCAUCUGAACCAUCAGCUUCAGCAAACAUUCAAGAGAAAUCCCCCUCUGAAUCAUCAGCUUCAGCAAAUAUUCAAAAGAAAUCCACCGCAGGCUCUGGCUCCCAGCAGCCUUUUCCAAGUUAACUCUGCAGAGGUCAGUAUCUGGAACCGGCUUCUUCAUCGUUUUAGACCCCUAGAGCUGCUUAAUUUCUUUGAAAAACAGAUUCAUAAACAUGCACGAGCUGCUGUUUUGGUCAUCUUCUUUUACCUCAUGCACCAUCUACUACUAAUUGGAACCCAGGGAAAAGAAGAAGAAUAAACAAAAGAAAGGAAAAAGAAAAAAAUCCCUUGAUGCAAUCUCAGACUUUGUAAAGAUGUUCUAAAUGGCAGGCUACUGAAAUGUUAGUGGUGUCCUUGUUACAUUGACAAUUUUGGAGGUGGCUCUUGUAUAUAGCCAAAUAAUAACAAUUUCCAACAUCCUUCUGUCAAAUUUAUUUGUGUUGCUGCA
Molecule: messenger RNA, 2427 nt
Organism: Vitis vinifera (wine grape)
Lineage: Eukaryota; Viridiplantae; Streptophyta; Magnoliopsida; Vitales; Vitaceae
Exons: 11
Coding region: 102-2063 (653 amino acids)
Biological process (GO): mRNA processing; regulation of mRNA stability
Cellular component (GO): cytoplasm; nucleus
Molecular function (GO): poly(A) binding
Source: RefSeq, a predicted model, not a curated record